GGAAGGAGGCGGGGCUGAACCAGCGCAAAGAUGGCGGCGGCCUUAGACGAUGAAUUAGAGCUGGAUAACCAAGACUAUUAUUCUCUUCUCAACGUCAGGAAAGAGGCCACUCAGGAUGAGCUGAAGGCCUCCUAUAGGAGGUUGUGUAUGCUCUACCACCCAGACAAGCACAGAGACCCAGAGCUGAAGAGUCAGGCAGAGCAGCUAUUUAACCAGGUGCACCAGGCCUAUGAGGUUUUGAGUGAUCCUCAGUCCAGGGCCAUCUAUGACAUCUUUGGGAAGAAAGGCCUGGAGGUGGAGGGCUGGGAGAUUGUGGAGAGGAAGAGGACCCCAGUAGAGAUCCGUGAGGAGUACGAGCGGCUGCAGCGAGAGAGAGAGGAGAGGAGGCUGCAGCAACGGACCAACCCCAAGGGUACCAUUAGCGUGGGAGUAGAUGCCACAGACCUGUUUGAUCGCUAUGAUGAGGACUUUGAGGAGAUGCCUGGAGGAGGAUUCCCUCACAUCGAGAUCAACAGAAUGCACAUCUCCCAGUCUAUAGAGGCUCCGUUGACUAACUCUGACACUGCAAUGCUGUCUGGCUCUCUCUCCACACACAACGGCAACGGAGGAGGCAACAUCAACAUGACUGUCCGCCGUGUCACAUCUGCCAAGGGCUGGGGAGAGUUGGAGUUUGGUGCAGGGGACAUACUGGGACCUCUGUUUGGGAUGAAGGUGUUCCGUAACCUGACUCCACGAUGUUUCCUGACGGCUCAGUGUGGUAUGCAGUUCUCUCCCCGUGGCGUGCGUCCCAGCUGUUCUUUAAUGACAGCUCGUCACCUAGACCAGAACACGAUGGGUUACCUGCAGUGGCGAUGGGGACCGCACAGCUCUAUGACCACUAGUGUGGUCCGAGACACCAAGACCAGCCACUUCACCCUGGCACUGCAGCUGGGUGUCCCUCACUCCUAUCUGAUGAUGAGUUACCAGUACAAGUUCCAGGAUGAGGACCAGACCAAGGUCAAGGGAUCGAUCAAGACUGGUUGGUUUGGUACAGUGGUGGAGUAUGGAGCAGAGAGGAAGAUCAGUCGGCACAGUGUCCUAGCUGCUACUGUCAGUGUCGGAGUGCCACAGGGAGUCACCCUCAAAAUCAGGUUGGCUCGUGCCAAUCAGACCUAUCUAUUCCCAGUCCACCUGACAGACCAGCUGCUGCCCAGUGCAGUGUUCUACGCCACCGUGGGGCCUCUACUAGUCUACAUGGCCAUACACAGACUGGUCAUUAUACCAUACACAUGCUCCCAGAAACAACAAGAUCUGGAGCUACAGAGGAAGAGCUCAGAAGUAGACAUGGUCAAGAAGAAACAAGAGGCUGAGUCAGCCGUUCUGCUGAUGCAGGAGUCUGUGAGGAGAAUCAUCGAGGGAGAGGAGUCUAAGAUGGGUCUGAUCAUCCUGAAUGCGUGGUAUGGAAAGUUUGUGACAGACAACAGCGCGCGCCAAGAGAGAGCUCAGGUUAUAGACGUUACUGUCCCUCUGCAGUGUCUGGUCAAGGACUCCAAACUCAUACUCACUGAGGCAUCAAAGGCGGGGUUGCCAGGUUUCUAUGACCCGUGUGUAGGAGAGGAUAAGAGUCUGAAGCUGCUGUAUCAGUUCAGGGGGGUGAUGCACCAAGUCCUCUCAGCUGACACUGAGGCUCUACGGAUACCCAAGCAGUCUCACAGAAUCGAUGCUGAGGCGUAGGAACCCUCUGUUAUGGGAGCAACAAGGGGCAAGUGGAGACAGACAGACAGACAGACAGACAGACAGACAGACAGACAGACAGACAGACAGACAGACAGACAGACAGACAGACAGACAGACAGACAGACAGACAGACAGACAGACAGACAGACAGACAGACAGACAGACAUUGACAGACAGACAGACAGACAUUGACAGACAGACAGACAGACAUUGACAGACAGACAGACAGACAGACAUUGACAGAAGGAUUGACAAGCAGAGGUCGAGAGACAAACAAAGUGAAUAGAAAUUCUCUCUCUUUCCCCAUCACAUUUAUGAAUUCAGACAUGAGUUCCUCUUCUCUCUCCGCUCUCAAAACCCACUAGAUUCCUCUCUUUUAGCCAUUGUAGUUUCCACUGUGUGUGUGUGCGUGUAAAAUGUAAUGAAAUCUCCCUCUCUCCACUCAUCUCCCCAGAAAGGUGCAAUAUGACUCGCGGUGUACAUAUCGGUGAAGGCUGCUACAGUUAAUAUUGUAUAACUAAUAUACCACUGUACUAUACUAGUUGUACUCAUGUUUUACACUACUAACUCAUGCGUUAUGGUUAGAACAGAACUAUGCAUGAAAACAUGUUCAUCAGUACCACUAUACUGACACCCAGCACUGCACUUGAAGGCAAAAAUAAAUAUUGUUUUGUUAAUAAUUGA
Salmo salar (Atlantic salmon) is the source of this 2400-nucleotide messenger RNA. RefSeq names its product DnaJ (Hsp40) homolog, subfamily C, member 11b (gene dnajc11b). The record is from RefSeq and is a predicted model, not a curated record. NCBI's taxonomy places the organism in Eukaryota, Metazoa, Chordata, Actinopteri, Salmoniformes, Salmonidae. Gene Ontology annotation, biological process: cristae formation.